Molecule: messenger RNA, 627 nt
Organism: Suillus subalutaceus
Lineage: Eukaryota; Fungi; Basidiomycota; Agaricomycetes; Boletales; Suillaceae
Exons: 3
Coding region: 1-627 (208 amino acids)
Source: RefSeq, a predicted model, not a curated record
AUGGACGCACUAGCCUUCAGAAUUAAGGUGUCGGUGACUUGGCUUUUUGACCGCCCUGCACUCCAAGUUAAAUCAAACACUGGUUUCAAUGCGCUUACACGAUUGUUGGAGGCCAUUGUUUGGGUUGCUCAUACCAUCAAACAGGAAGGUAAAGAUAUCGGGCACGAGGAGGUCCACAACGCAGAACGACAGCGCUGCGGCAAGGAUGAAUCUGGCACGUCGCGUGUACUUGAUGAAGGAAAGAACAUGGAGAUCAGCCUGAGACGGCGACGGAAUGUUGUGAUAAGGAUUGAGUACUGGAAAUGUGAAGCUAAUGACGUGCCAGGGUCCAGCGCCAAGGAAGUGGAAAAGAUUAUAGACGGUGUAAUGGCAGAGACGGUAGACAGAGCCAUCUACAAUCAUAAUCACCAAGCCAGCGUGCUUCAUAGUCACUUUGUGUCAUGCGACGCUGAAUACAGAUCUAAGCGCAAGACGAGAUCAGCUGCAGGCGACGGAUAUUCAUUAGCUACUGAAGACAUAGAAGGCCCCAACAUAGUAUUUCUCUGCCGGGUAGUCAGGAAUUCGAAACCUCAAGCACUACAGCAUAUUUGUGCUGACGUUGAGGACGUUCGAGCCUUCCAGGAGUGA